Amphibalanus amphitrite is the source of this 977-nucleotide messenger RNA. RefSeq lists its product as uncharacterized. Bases 72 to 818 code for a protein of 248 amino acids. The record is from RefSeq and is a predicted model, not a curated record. NCBI's taxonomy places the organism in Eukaryota, Metazoa, Arthropoda, Thecostraca, Balanomorpha, Balanidae. The transcript is spliced from 6 exons.
GCUCACAAGUCACAAUUAUCGACUAUCGUGCACGUUUUAUCUUUCGCAGGCUCCGACGUAUCGGAUUCGGGAUGCAUCAGACGUCAGUCAAACGGACGUUUCGGCCAGCACCUAAUGACAGUCCCCAAUGGACUCUUGUCUUGUCAUCGAAAUCCCCAAUGGACUCUUGUGACCGAACGGCACCCCCCAGUCCCCACCCUACUCUGCUCCCCUCUCCAGUUCCCCGCCACGUUUGUGAUCCUCCAAAUACCCACCUACUGCCACAGGAGAUCGGCUACGUGGCGGAGACAGACGGAAUGAAACGGACACCCCCCGACCCGGUGGCCACACCAUACUCGGCCACACCCAGGCUCUCCACCGCUGUACCGUCGUACUCGGUACACUCCACCAACGAAGCACCGUGCAGCCGUCCGGCGUGGCAGCACGGAGCGGUCAGUGACCCCGGCCGGCCGGCACACGGCGCUGGUGAAAGGUGUUUGAGAGCGAUAGUGACUGCGCCACCGCCGACCGCCCGCCCCGACCGCCCGACCGACCGACCGGCGCUGGCAGAUUGGGAUACAGAACUGCUCGGCAUCCACAGUUUGGGGAGCUGCGACUCCCGAUCAGCCAUCCCAGCUCGACCGUCUUCGGUCACCGCGCAGAACGCGUUCCGCACAGCUUCCUGUGGCUCCGUCUCCAAGCUCAACGUGACUGACUCUCGGUGCCGACUUCGCUUACAUCUAGGGUCGCCAAGAUAUCGGUCUCUGAGGGCGUCUGACCGUCUGGGCGGAGACAAAACCAGCCGGGUCGCCAAGAUAUCGGUCUCUGAGGGCGUCUGACCGUCUGGGCGGAGACAAAACCAGCCGCGCGCGGCCCGGCGCCGGGAGGAGGCGCCCUCCGCGGCCCGCGGACAGUCCUGAGGAGCGGCACCGGCCGGUCAGCCACCCCCGGACGGAGCGCAGCGGGCCGGCCGGGCCGACCGGCGAGCGCGGCCCGUC